AUGUUUGAUGUGGAUAAAUUCAUUAAAUGUAUUCAUAAUAAUAAUGCGAUUUGGGAGACAAGUUCGAAACAAUAUAUGGACAAGAAUAUGAAAACCCAAAGUUGGGUAAAUGUUGGACAAGCUGUCUAUGAAGACUGGGACGAGUUAUCAACCACCGAAAAAGAUGAACGAGUUAAAUAUUUGAAAAAUCGUUGGAGGCAUAUACGUGAUGGGUAUUGUAAAUUUUUAAAUCAUGGUAAAAAAGGAAAAUCACCCAAGAAAAAAAAAUUUGCCUACUCAAAAUCCUUAACAUUUUUACAACAAGUACUAAUAAAAAGAAAAACAUCAAUUAACAUAGAAAAUCGUGGAAAUAAAAGUAACGAGGACAACGUUUCGAUAAGUGAAAAUGAAAUAGAAAAUACUGAAGAACCGUUAUUAACGCCAAUGGCUUCAACUUCUAACGCAGCUUGUUCAAGCCUAAAAUAUACUACGGCGGAAAAAAAAAGAACAUACCUUAAUCCUUUUAAAACCGCAUUACUGGAAUGUUUUGCAGAUUCACUAAGUAACGAACAUGAUAUCGACCCUGAUAAGGCAUUUCUUCUUUCCAUCUUACCGGAUUAUAAAAGUUUAGAUCGAGCAAAAAAAUUAGAUUUUCGUCAAUACAUUUUAGACUUUUUUAAAAAUCAAAACUCCUUUACUCAAUAG
Messenger RNA from Macrosiphum euphorbiae (potato aphid), 684 nucleotides. Lineage: Eukaryota; Metazoa; Arthropoda; Insecta; Hemiptera; Aphididae. The record is from the annotation of a GenBank genome assembly.